Messenger RNA from Fraxinus pennsylvanica, 957 nucleotides. The record is from the annotation of a GenBank genome assembly. Lineage: Eukaryota; Viridiplantae; Streptophyta; Magnoliopsida; Lamiales; Oleaceae.
AUGUCUCCUUCAAUACCAUCCAAAAUGAAGGCCUGGAUUUACAACGAGUACGGUGGCCUUGAGGUGUUGAAGUUUGUGUCAGAUGUUGGCGUGCCGGAAGUGAAGGAUGAUCAGGUAUUGAUCAAGGUGGUGGCAGCGGCACUUAACCCUGUUGAUUUCAAAAGGCGGCUGGGGAAAUUUAAAGCUGUUGAUUCACCUCCUCCUACUGUUCCAGGCUAUGAUGUUGCUGGUGUGGUGGUUAAAGUUGGUAGUCAAGUAAAAGGUCUUAAAGAAGGAGAUGAAGUAUAUGGAGACAUAAACGAAAAUUCACUGGAACAGCCAAAACGAUUCGGUUCAUUGGCCGAGUACACGGCUGUUGAAGAAAGAUUACUGGCUCUGAAGCCCAAGAAUCUUGAUUUUGUACAGGUUGCUAGUCUCCCUGUGGCAAUUGAGACUGCCUAUGGAGGUCUUGAAAAGGCAGGAUUUUCUGCCGGAAAAUCCAUACUCGUCUUUGGAGGUGCUGGUGGAGUUGGAUCCCUUGUGAUCCAGCUUGCAAAACAAGUGUUUGGUGGUUCAAAAGUUGCCGCUACUUCAAGCACAAGAAAACUGGAAUUUGUGAAAAGCUUGGGUGCAGAUUUGGCUAUUGACUACACCAAGGAGAACUUUGAAGAUCUACCAGAAAAAUUCGAUGUCGUUUAUGAUGCUGUAGGGCAAGGAGAUAGGGCCUUGAGAGCGGUGAAGGAAGGCGGCAGUGUAGUAGUCAUCUCUGGUGCAGCAACACCACCCGCUUUUUACUUUGGGCUAACUUCAAAUGGAGAAAUAUUGAAGAAACUAAAUCCAUUUCUGGAGAGUGGGAAGGUGAAGCCGGUGCUCGACCCGAAGGGACCAUACCCUUUCGAUAAGGUUAACGAAGCUUUUGCUUAUCUGGAAACAAACCGAGCCACCGGAAAGGUGGUCAUAUUUCCGAUCAAUCCGUGA